AUGUCGUCUAAUAAUCUGCCACGUGAGUUGCUUUGUUUCCCCUCAUUUCUCCUUUCGAUCUCCAAGUGAGCUGGGAACUGAAUACUUCUGGGGGGGUUAGAUGCUGUUGAUGCGGAAAGGUUUGUUUGCCCCGGGAUAACUUUCACACUUUAUUGGGCACGGUAGAGGCUGAUAUUCGGUAGCCCUCUCAAGGAAGCAGAGCUCCAGGUCCUCCGUAACCAGUUUGAGAAAGAGGGACAGUUCGUCGGUGUCCAGACCAAGUUCAACUACGCAUGGGGUUUGAUCAAGAGUGAGAAGCGGCUGGAGCAGCAGAUGGGGGUCAGGUUAUUGACCGGUUUGUUCCCUCUCCCUCCUGCUCCGCUUGGGCGGUGGAUGGAUGGAGCUGAUCGGGUGGAACAGAUAUCUUCCGCGACCAUACCGAACGCCGCCGUGAAUGCCUUUACUACCUUGCUCUCGGAAAUUACAAACUUGGGAAUUACGCCGAGGCCAGGAGAUAUAACGAUAGGUUGCUAGAGAAUGAACCGGCCAAUUUGCAGUCGCAGAGUUUGAGGGGGUUGAUCGAUGAGAAGGUUGCUAAGGGUUUGUUCCCCCAGGUUCUGAUCACGGUGGGGUUUCGGGUGCUGAUGUGUAUGAGCUCCCGCAGAGGGCAUGCUCGGCGUAGCCAUCGUCAGCGGUGUAGCGUUAGCAGCCGGACUCGUCGGCUCCGCGCUCUGGAGAGGUAUGUCCAGAAAGCGGUGA
Messenger RNA from Tuber aestivum (summer truffle), 738 nucleotides. Lineage: Eukaryota; Fungi; Ascomycota; Pezizomycetes; Pezizales; Tuberaceae. The record is from the annotation of a GenBank genome assembly.